This is a messenger RNA of Phasianus colchicus (ring-necked pheasant), 6683 nucleotides long. It is a transcript of the gene KLHL15, whose product is annotated as kelch like family member 15. Gene Ontology annotation, biological process: protein ubiquitination; nuclear protein quality control by the ubiquitin-proteasome system. The record is from RefSeq and is a predicted model, not a curated record. NCBI's taxonomy places the organism in Eukaryota, Metazoa, Chordata, Aves, Galliformes, Phasianidae. Gene Ontology annotation, cellular component: nucleus; Cul3-RING ubiquitin ligase complex. Gene Ontology annotation, molecular function: protein binding.
GCACAUGAUGUAGCUGGAGGCGUCCCUGUUCAUUGCAGGGGAGUUGGACCAGAUGUCCUUUGAAGGGCCCUUCCAACUCGUUUGAUCGUUUGAAAGAUCAUUUGAUUCCACGUCUUUCCUUUGGGACUUAGGCAGGAACAGUAGCUGCUUUGAUAAUGGUUAUAUCACCUUGGUUGCAUGAGUAACAGGUUUUGAAACAGCAACUGGGGAAAUGGGGCAAAUUUACUGUAUGAGUUAAGUGCAGGAGGUGGAAUGGUAUGAAUCUGGCUGAGCAGAGAGAGGUCAGGUCACUGGUGUGGAGGAGUCAGUGAAUGGGAGCAGGCUGUAGUAUAGAGUAAGUAGGCUGUGUGGGAGCCGUGGGAGGUCAGUUAACUGAGUGGGAAUAGCAGUGGGUAGUUUUUUGUGAAGCUGUGCAUGCAACAGCAGGUUCAUUGUGUGAAACAGUGAGAGGUGGGACAGACAUUCAGAUUGGGGGUGGCAGUCGUAGAGGAGUUGUGCUUUUGUUUUAGAAAUCAAGAAUGGGGUGGGGGUGGUAACGAGCAACUGAAAAUAGACAGCGAAGGGGAUGGGAACAGCAAUAAACGGGGAGAGGAUGGCAGUGCACAGCCUGUUAUUUAAAGCAGUGAGUGACAUAGGAGGUACGUAGCAGGCUGUGAAUAGUUUGAAGAAGGCAGGGACAGCCCAAAGGACCGUGUAGUUUUGUGUGGUGUCAGGACAUUCUGUGAUUAAGCACGUGAGGAGGUUGUUGUCAGGUUGUUGUCGGGUUGUUUUACCUUUUGCCAGCCAGCGGCAAGCUACAGAAAGCAAGGAGGGAAAGCUCGGGCCAAGGCAGAGCCCCGCUCAGGGCCGGGAGCGGCGUGCGGUUCGUUGCUCACGGCUGCGCUGAGCAACCGUAGCCGGCGGCCCUGACCCGCCUGGCUCUGUGACCUGGUUCCCACAGCGGCUGGCAGGGCUGCGUGACAAGGAGGCAGCCGGGGUCAGCCGCGGCGCCUGCCGCUGCCAGGUGCGAGGGGGAGGAGUUCAGCCGGCUUCUGAGAGGGGCCGCUGCCGCUCGGAGCGGGUUUCCGUACGACGUCCAUCCCCGCCGCGCUGCCGGCGCUGAAAGGGGCCGCCGCGAGCGGGAGGGCGAAGCGACGCGGCCACCCUGCAGCCGCCCGCGGACGAGCCAAGCAGAUGACACUCCUUGGAACCGCAUUCCCGAUCCCCAGCGGCGGCCGCUCCCGGUCCCCGGUGAUUCAUGGCAGGGGACGUGGAAGGGUUUAGCUCCUCCAUCCAUGACACCAGUGUCUCUGCUGGAUUCAGAGCACUGUAUGAGGAGGGAUUGCUUCUUGAUGUCACACUUGUCAUUGAAGACCACCAAUUUCAGGCCCAUAAAGCACUGCUUGCCACCCAGAGUGAUUACUUCAGGAUUAUGUUCACAGCUGACAUGCGGGAACGAGAUCAGGACAAAAUCCAUUUGAAAGGUCUGACAGCUACAGGCUUCAGUCAUGUCCUCCAAUUCAUGUAUUAUGGAACUAUUGAACUGAGUAUGAACACUGUUCACGAAAUCCUUCAGGCUGCCAUGUACGUCCAGCUUAUAGAGGUGGUAAAAUUUUGCUGCUCUUUUCUCUUAGCUAAAAUCUGCCUAGAAAACUGUGCAGAAAUUAUGAGACUUCUGGAUGAUUUUGGUGUAAACAUCGAAGGAGUCAGGGAAAAAUUGGACUCUUUCCUGCUAGAGAAUUUUGUGCCACUCAUGUCCAGACCUGACUUCCUUUCAUAUCUGAGCUUUGAAAAGCUCAUGUCUUACUUGGAUAAUGAUCAUCUGAGCAGGUUUCCAGAGAUAGAGCUGUAUGAAGCUGUUCAGGCCUGGCUGCGCCAUGAUAGAAGACGCUGGAGGCAUACGGACACCAUCAUUCAGAACAUCAGGUUUUGUUUGAUGACACCAUCCAGUGUUUUUGAGAAGGUAAAAACAUCAGAGUUUUACCGAUACUCCCGGCAGCUGCGACAUGAGGUUGACCAAGCCAUGAAUUACUUUCAUAGCGUUCACCAGCAGCCUUUGAUGGAAAUGAAAUCGAACAAAAUUCGUUCUGCCAAACCCCAGACUGCCGUGUUUAGAGGAAUGAUAGGACACAGUAUGGUAAACAGUAAAAUUCUUCUCUUGCACAAACCGAGGGUCUGGUGGGAACUAGAGGGUCCUCAAGUACCUUUACGACCAGACUGCCUUGCCAUUGUGAAUAACUUUGUGUUCCUGUUAGGUGGGGAAGAACUGGGGCCAGACGGUGAGUUUCAUGCUUCAUCCAAAGUAUUUAGAUAUGACCCAAGACAAAACACUUGGUUACGAAUGGCAGACAUGUCUGUCCCGCGUUCCGAGUUUGCUGUUGGAGUUAUUGGGAGGUACGUUUAUGCAGUGGCUGGGAGAACCAGGGAUGAAACCUUUUAUUCAACUGAACGGUAUGAUAUUACUGAAGAUAAAUGGGAAUUUGUAGAUCCCUAUCCAGUCAAUAAAUAUGGACAUGAAGGAACUGUGCUGGGUAACAAGUUGUAUAUAACUGGUGGAAUUACAUCGUCUUCAACUUCUAAGCAGGUGUGUGUAUUUGAUCCCAGUAAAGAAGGGACAGUAGAGCAGCGAACAAGGAGAACUCAAGUGGUCACUAACUGUUGGGAGAACAAAUGCAAAAUGAAUUAUGCAAGAUGCUUUCACAAAAUGAUUUCUUACAAUGGUAAGCUUUAUGUCUUUGGAGGUGUCUGUGUGAUCCUCAGGGCUUCCUUUGAAUCUCAAGGAUGUCCAUCUACAGAGGUUUAUGACCCUGAUACUGAUCAGUGGACUAUAUUGGCUUCUAUGCCAAUCGGUAGGAGUGGUCAUGGUGUAGCUGUUCUGGACAAACAGAUAAUGGUUCUUGGAGGCCUCUGUUACAAUGGUCAUUACAGUGACUCAAUUCUCACCUUUGAUCCAGAGGAAAACAAGUGGAAAGAGGAUGAAUACCCAAGGAUGCCCUGCAAGCUGGAUGGCUUACAGGUCUGCAGCUUGCACUUCCCUGAAUAUGUUUUGGAACAUGUUAGACGUUGCAGCUGAAACAGAAUAAACACUCUCAGUGAAAUAUGAAAAGCUGAAUCAUAUUUGUCAGAAAAAAGUAGAUCAUUCCGAAAGUAAUGCCUCCUAUUUAUUUCCAUGGAAACUAUGACAUAUACAAAGAGCACGGUAACAUUACUUGAUUGAGCAAGUUCUUGGCUGCAAAACGUUAUUUUUCACCAUAGUCACCACCAUGGGCUAUGCAUUCUCGACAGUAACGAACAAGAGCCUGCAUGCUGUGCUUGUGAAAACCUGGACCUGCGGAGCUGACCCAUUGUUUCACGGCUGCUGUGAUGGCAUAGUUCAUAGGAAAAUGUUGUCCGUGCAGUCUGUCUUUCAUCGACUCAAACAAAUGGAAAUCAGAAGGACCCAAAUCCAGGUAAUACUAUGGAUGUGGUGGAACAGUCCAGCUUAGAUUGGCAGUGUGAUCCACAGUCUUCAAACUAGUAUGGGGCAUGGAGUUACUGUGUUACAGGAGAAAGGCUGUCUUCUUUUUUGGUUUGUGUCACGUCCCGCCUGUCAGCUAGUUGUCAUGGCAACAGCUUUGCACUGCAAGUAUUUGAGACAUACCAAGCACACCCCAAAAAGUCAUAAAGUAUUUUUUGUUGAUCUUUUACAGCCUGACUCUGGAUUGAGCCUUCAGCUUAAUCAGCGUUAUGAUGGAGCAGUCAGAGCUCAUGGUUUAUCUGGGUUCCAGGAAAUCGAGAAGGAUCGCUGUUUUUGUAUCCCAAAAGACUGUGAACAUAUUUUACCUGCUGAGGGCUGCAUCCUGAACUUUUUUUUUGAGGAAUUCAUGCUUAAUGGACUGCUGUUUUGACACUGGCUCAAAAUUUUAACAGCAAAUCUCAUCAUCAGUAAUGCAAUCCAGAAAACCGUCACUUUCAGCCUUGCACUGGAUUCCUGGUCAUAACUCACUGAUUCACGCAGAUGGUCUGGUUGAGACACUCUUCAUUUCAUGAUGUGACAGCUGUGUACAACCAUCUGGAACAUAGCUUGUCUUUCACAUCACUUACCACUGCUGAAAUGUGCCACCCACUGCCUCACUGUGCUCACAUCCACUGUUGAUCUCCAGAAACGUUCAGCAUGUGUCAGUGAAUGUCAGUGGGUGCAAUUGUUUCCUGUUUUAUUGGAGGAAUUCCAGUCACACAGACUUCACACCCACUUCCUCAGACUGCCUGUCUGCUGUCAUCUGUCACAUGGCGACAAAAUGUAAUGGACUAUUGGAGGGAAAGUUCAACUUCUACUGCUAUACCACCACCAUCUGCCUCCAACAGUGUGGGCCAACAUAAUACAAUAGGAGGCAUUACUUUUGGAGCAGCUAACAUAACAAUCUAGUUGAAUUCCUUCAGAGACAUGAGCAUGUUGUGUGUAAGGACAACUGCUAAAUGCAUAAUGGAAACAGGAUUUACAGGGAGAAUACUUACCAAGUUUCUUAGAAAAGCCAAUAGUUGGUCUGAUACUGUAAAAGUUGUGGGAUUUUUUUUUUUGUUUUGUUUUAACAAAAUGCAGUUGUAAACAGGGAAAAGAAAAUAUGUAUUUUUGGGUGUGCUUAUUCAUUUGAUAGCAUUUCAUGUCCAUACUGGUUUGAUUUUUUGUUUUUUUGUUUUCCUGUGGCCACGGUAGCAGAUUUCUUCUGAAAUCAAUUGAAUUUAACAAAACAUUUGUGGAAGGAAGAAAGGCCUGAUUGUCUUUUUCUAUUGAGCAUUGAAGUAGAACUCAUAAGCUGUAGUAGGAUACAACUAAGUUUAAAAGAACAAAGCUAAAACCAUUUUUGUGUUUUAUGUUGUGUUUGGAUGCUCUUCCCAUUAAUUGCAAAGUACUCUCACAUCUGCGAGGUGUUUCUGUUUUCCCUUAAAUACUGUUAACUAUAAGCUCAAUCUCCUUGCAUGUGUUUUUUUCCAAGUUUUGUAUAUUAGUACUAGUAAGUCUGCCAAAAUGUGAAUUACACAUUUUCUACUGAAUUGAAAAAACUUUAACUUUUAAAAAAUAUUAUUAUUUAAAACACUAUUUCUGUGCUGCCUUCUGUUGUCUGCAUUAUGUUUGUUGGUAAGUAAAGUAUGUACAUACACAUGCAUAUACACUGUAAAAAAAAAAAAAAAAAAAAUCUUUUUACAUGCAGCUAUAUUUAAACCAGUGCAGAAAUUCAGCCAUAUCUGUUAAAUUUAAGGUGUAGUUUAAUCCAUUAAUGAGCUAAAUAAGUCAAAGUUCUUACAUAACUGGAAGCCUCAUUUGGUAUCAGAAUAUCUUUAGCAUAUACUGAUUGAUUCAGUAACUUUAAAAUUCUUAUACUGAUUUUACGUAAUGAACUCUUAAUAAUUUGUUGUUUUAUAAAUUAUUUUAAAAAACUAAAAACAUCUUACCUGAGUUUGUUUUAUGUGUGAAUGUGCUGCCAGUCUUGUUUUUUUAUGAAAAUGGAAAAUGUCAGUAAGCAAAUGCUCACCAGCACUGCUUUGACCCACAGGUAUUUUCAGAACUGGAUGUACUAUAGUGUAUUCUCAGCAGUGGCUUUGCUUGUAUUCGUAUAGAAGUGAUAAAUCUUUUAUUAAUAGUAGGGUUUUUUUUAAUUAUUUGCUGCUGUGAACUACUGUGUUUUGAGUUAGGUGUUUGGAUGGCUACUACCAUUUGUGUUUCUACAAAAAAAAAUAACAACCUUCAUAGCUGUAGCUACUGACCUCAUAGUGCCUGAAAUGAAAUGUGCUGUUCCUGAGGGCUUUUAAUAACUCCAUUGUGUUAACUUGCAGAUAUUGGUAAGAAUGAUUUGCCAAGGUAUAAAUAAUGACAAUUCAAUUCUUACUUUCUUUAAUGUUGUAAAAACAAUCACUAAUAGAAUUCGAAGGAGAAAUGUGGGUAACUCAAAGGCUUACACUUAAUUCAGGAGUGUAGGGAGAAAAUGCUGAAACAUGCGCUUGCAUCUUCUGUAAAGUCUUAUGCUACUUUGCUUUUCUUUAAGCAGUAGACUUAAUAGACAGCAGUGCAAAUCGACUUUAUUCAGCAUCUUCCAGUUAAAAAUCACUGUAGAAGAGGAAUGUACAGUACUCAGGGAGUUCAGAAGAAUGCACUUGCAGAGGGACCAAAAUCACUGCAAAAUGUCCUGUGUUAAAAAUAACACCUACUUACCUAAACUAAAUUUUAAAUCAUCAACAGAAGUUAAAACAACGUGUGCAACUCCUCAUCUAUAUAAUUCAUGAUUUCUUUGUAGUAAUUAUGUUCUGGGUUGAGAUGUGAUCAUCUAAAUCAGAUCAGUAAAUCUUUUUUUCUUAAAAAAUGAUUUAUUGAGCAUUUUCUUUCUAUAAGUUUUAACAGGAAGGAGAAUUUAUGCCAUCAUAGCUGUAUUAAGGUUAUCUAUGCCGGUAGUGAGAGGACCAAAUACUGAUUUUCAGCCUUCUGAUGCAGACUAAGGCUUGCUUUUAAAUUUAAGUCUUUAUGAGUGAGAAAUAUAAUUUAUUUUCCUAGUGGUCUAACUUAAAGCCAACUUCAUUUAUACUAAAACUUCAGUUCUACUGUGAGAUUUGUGUGUACAUUGUCCUUUGUGGGUGCAGAGAUGACCUGAUUCCAGUAGGUGCUGGCUGUGUGCAAGUAAAAAGGUGGUUCUGUACCUAUCUCAAAGAAUAUUAGGGCACAAAAAACAAAACAA